AGCGUGCGGCGCGCCAAUCGCCCCUAAUCCGCUCGCAUCAGGCAAUUUUUUCGCUCUCUCGCGCGAAACGCACUACUCUGUGCUUUGUUUCUACGAGGUAAGGACCACCGUCUGUCUAUCUCUCUCUCUCUCUCGCCUCCUCCGCGCUAGUACGUGUCUAAAGUCAGUGCGCGUAUAGUCAGUGUUGAUACACGCGCGUCUGUUUUCCGAGAAUCUCAACGACUACGAGUUACUACUGAAAUCGAGUUUCGCUAGAAGCAAGAGGUCCAGUAUCGACAUUGCGACCGGUGGUUGUUUGUAUCGUUUUUUCCUUCAUUCGCACUUUCAUUCUCCCGGCAAUUCGAACACCCUCGUGUGCUAUUGUCGUUUCGCCAACUUUGCAUUCAGUCCGAUAUGAACAACGAGCAUAUUCUGCAGCAACAUCAAGACGUCACGAGAGCAAUGGACGAGACGAGCCUGAACACGUCGAGAAAACGACCGAUUAUUUAUUCGUCAUCAGAGGACGAAGAAUUUACACCAUCAAAAUGCAAGAAAUUUGUUGUAGAUGACAAGGAAAAUGUUACAAAUAAUAUUAUGCGUGAUACAAUGGUAACAAACUCUGAUACAUCAAAAUCAGCAUCUAAUGAUAAUUCUUUUGCACCAUGGUCUUCAUCAGUUAACGUCAACCGAAAUUUAAGUAGCUCCAGUGAAGGUUCAGUAUUUCAUAUUAAAUUAACUUCUGAUACUCAGCAAUCAUCUCAAUUUUCAGUAAUUAAGAAUGAUUUUCACAUGAGGAGUUCAAAUGAUCAAAUCGAUUCAUCUGUAGAUAAGGUUUAUGAAGAUUGCAAUGCAACUCAAAGUCAACCCUUGACUCAGAAUGAGAAAUCUACAGAUGAUCUUAUUUUUAUCAAAGAUGAAAUGAUACCAUUAUCAUCUAGACCAAAUAACAAAGAUGCAAUACUUUUACCACCUACUGAUUCAAAAGAUGAGGCAGUUUUAUGCACUUUGUUAUCGCCAUUACCGCCUUCUCAUGCAAAUCCUAAUGAUACAAAUCCUUUGACUACCUCCUCUGAUCAAACAGAAAUGCUAUCAACUUUACCAUCUUCCAAUCAUGGUUCUGAUGAUCAGAGCCAAACAGUUUCUUCCACACUCUUGAACAAUCAAAAUGAAAUGAUUCAGCAAUCAUCCUCUACCAAUGAAGAUAAAAUGCUAUCUUUACCAUCUUUACCAUCUUGUGAAGAUCAAAAUGAAGAAGGACAAACAGUAACAGCUUCGUUAGUACCACUUAAUGAUCAGAAUGAAGAAGGAGGAGCGGUAACAGUUCCGUUAUUACCACUUAAUGAACAGAAUGAAGAAGAAGAAACAGGAAUAGUCUCGUUAGUACCUCUUAACGAGCAGAAUGAAGAAGAAGAUGAAAAAGCUUCUUUAGUAUCUUCAGACAAUCAAAAUCAAGAAGAAGAAGAACAACAAACAGUUUCCUUAGUACCUCUAGAUGAUCAGAAUGAAGAAGACGAAAAAGCUUCUAUAUCAUCUAUGAACAAUUUAAAUGAAGAAGAAGAAGAAGAAGCAGCUUCUCUGAUACCUCUGAAUGAUCAGGAUGAAGAUGAAAAAGCUUCUUUAGUAUCUUUGAACAAUCAGAAUGAAGAAAAAGAAGAAGAAACAGCUUCUCUUGUACCUUUAAACAAUCAAAACGAAGAAGAAACAACUACAUUAGUACCCCAGAGCAAUCUAAAUGAGAUGAUUGUUCCAUCAUGCUCUAGUAAUCAGAAUGAGAUGAUGAGUCUUGUUUCAAAAACCUCUCACUAUGAAAAACAAACCAACAUCCAAAUCUCUAAUGGCCAAUUUGAACCAUCUGUAUUAUGUAAAGUUGAAUGUAUAACUGAUAAGUCAGAUGUUGAACUUCCUGGACCUUCGACACAGAAUCAUGAAAGAAAUGAUCGAUUCGUGGAAGACAACUCUCAAUCAAUAUUGAGAAAUGUGAAUCAUCAAAUCAAUAACUGUCCACAAUCUACUCCUAUUAGGAAUGUUGCAGUGCCAGGUUGUUCUAAUGAGAUUAUAGCAAUCGAUGGACAUGAUCCUAAAACAGCUGUAAUGAACUUACUGAUGUCUACUGGACAAUACAAUACUAAACAAUCAGCUGAAGAUGGUGAAUAUUCACGUAAUGAUUUGAGCUCAAAUAUGAUGCAUUCUGAAGUUAUCAGUGGAGAUAAUGAGGAUAUAAGUGUUGAACAAACACAUGAUACAUCAGCAGCUGUGAAUGAAUUUCUUAGUACUUUUACAGAAGAGAACGCAGGUUUGAAUUUAGCAAAAUUGAUUAUCAGUUUGAAAAUGGAUAUUCAAGAACUUGUCAGAAAAAUUGAUAAUCAGGAGAAUAUCCUGGCAACAGUAGUAAAAGCUAAUGAAUUGACUUUGGAACCUUUAUUUGCUAAAAAUUUCAACGAACGUUAUAAUUUGAAAGUACCUUUCUCCAACUUGGCGGAAUUUACUAUUUUCAAUGAAAAUCUUACGAGAAAUGUUAGAUUUUGCAACGAAUUUAUAGCAAGUUUAACAGCAUACAUAGACAAUCACCAGUCUUUUAACAAAAAUAUAUUGAAUAUGAUUAAAAAAUACUUGAGCCGAGAAUUAGCGAUGAAAUUCACAGCUUCAAAACCUACUGGUACUAAAAUGGUGUUAAAAGAUACCAUGUUUUGCUCAUGCCUACUACAAGCAACGAAAAUGACCAUGAGAAAUGGAUUAACGCCAUUAGAACAUGAUAGAUUAUUUUACAAGAAUUUGGGGACAGCUGUAAGCAGUGCUAAAAAUUGGUGAUGACUCAAGUCCAACUAGCUCCAGAUAUAAUUGUUCGUAAAUGAAGAAUUAAUUAAUUUAUAACAUUCUGUGUUUGACAUUAAUU
This is a messenger RNA of Trichogramma pretiosum, 2872 nucleotides long. RefSeq names its product myb-like protein X. The record is from RefSeq and is a predicted model, not a curated record. The coding region runs from base 394 to 2787 and encodes 797 amino acids. Lineage: Eukaryota; Metazoa; Arthropoda; Insecta; Hymenoptera; Trichogrammatidae. The transcript has 14 exons.